This is a messenger RNA of Aspergillus aculeatus ATCC 16872, 3471 nucleotides long. RefSeq lists its product as uncharacterized. NCBI's taxonomy places the organism in Eukaryota, Fungi, Ascomycota, Eurotiomycetes, Eurotiales, Aspergillaceae. The coding region runs from base 1 to 3471 and encodes 1156 amino acids. The record is from RefSeq and is a predicted model, not a curated record. The transcript has 2 exons.
AUGGCUUCUCGGAAUCAGAAGCCACUGGCUGGACUGCUUAUCCCUACUGCUCCAAACUUUCCUCUCUCAUCACCGAUCACAGAAGAGGUUCCCAGCCCCAUCCCAUCAUCGCCGGACGACCACGAAUUGUGGCGGAAUCGCCCUUUCGCUCUCCUGAACAAAACAAUCAGCAAGAAUCCUUUCAUUCGGAAGGCGACUUUUGAUGAUCAAAUCCAAGGACAGGGUCAUACUGGCCGUCUCUCUGGUGCAGGUGAUAUCGUACAAGGAGUGGUGCAUGUGGAGCAAGGAGCUGAGCAGGGCUCAAGCAGAAGUCGCGGAUUGAACUUGGUCACAGAUUUCUCCAAACCAAGUACGACUGUACAGCACGAGGUGCCAGCACCAGUCUUCGUCGAUCUGAACGACCUCAAAGCCCUUUCGCAGGUACGAGAGCAAGAAAGAACUACGGACGGUACCUCAGGGACUGUGAAGUCGGUAGUGCCAGGGUCAUGUGCACCACAGUCUUUCGGGGUUGUCGAGCAGAAGACGAUAGGCAAGGACGAGCUGUCGCCUUCUGAUAGACAUAUUAUGAUCGGGGUUCGAAUGCCAUCCCAUGGAUCGAAGGACUCGCCUGAUCAAAGGCCAAGGGAAAGAGAUCGGAUGCGGUUUUCACAUACUCCACUUACACCUUCCAUUAUUGUGACUCCUGCCAAGGAAGAUACAUUUUGGGACGGAUUCGAGCCGGCUCAUCCCCGUCCCAGAGCGACAUCCAGCAUUUACUCUCAACCUACGCCAUACCCCGAUUAUGACGAUCAUGAUAUACCGCCAGUGCCGGCCAUCCCAGCCUUUCAUGUCCGUGCGGAUAAUGAGAAGGCCAGCCCCGAUUCCGCCUCUGUGAAAUCUAUAAUGUCUUCAAGAAAACAGCGUGCAUUUUCAACCGGAACUAUCUUUGAGGAAGACAGUCCCAAGACCAUAGGAAGACCAAGCUUGCUCUUAGUUGAGAAGGUGAAAAAGAUCCCGGAUCGACUGAGCAUCAACACCGAAGCUACCCGGCAGUCGCAAGGCUGGUGGACGUACCUCAUGUCCCCUCUCUUUCCCAAGACACCAGUCACCGCCGGAAGGCCUCCUGUGCCCAGUAUCGCAACCCACUCCUCUGGACUGACGGACGAGUGGUGGGAGAAGGAAGUCUCGUACUUUUCGCCCGAUACCCCGGAUGCCGUUACAAACCCGCUAGAUAACAUCAACUCGAGUCCACAAAACCCUGAUUCGGUUGAAGCUGAGCGCAAUAUGACAUCCUUUAUGUUUCCUGGCGAGCCAAUUCAGGGCUCUGCUGCAGAGUAUUAUCAGGCAUGUGCCCACGAACUGUUUAGCGGGCGUCCUUAUUUCGAAUGUGUUAAUCAUAUUUGUUCGAUCACCCCAAAAGCCAAGGUUGCGGCAAUGAUGACUGAAUCACCUGCGGUGAUCACUCAGGAGAAAGAUCUUCUUAUUGACGUGGAUGAUAUGCCUGAAAUUGAGAAACAACAUCCACCUGGACCCUCCGAUGCGGACACUGGUCUGCGUUCUGUUGAUGGGAUCUCCACUGUGGCUAAAAGCAGACAGAACCCUUUCCGUGAUUCCGAUGAACACAGCACUCUAAGCGGUCCUACAUUGACUGGGUAUCCUCAGAGUGAAUAUCCUUCCAGUGAGCAUCCUCCAAGCAAGGACGCUCCAAGCAAGGAUACACCAAUCUCGCAGCCAAUUCCCCAGCCAGCGCCUGCGGCGCCACCGACAGUGCAGAACUUUUACAAUCACCCCGCCGUGGUUCCUUCCGCCGUUCUUAUAGCUCCGCCGGAAAGAAGCUAUUCGCAGUACAUUCUACAGCCUGCAUCGAAUCCUGCUCCACAGCCGCAGCCUCCGGAGCCUGUGUCGCCUGCUUUUCAACGGAUGACAGAAAGAGGAUCAGUACCUUUGAGCGAAGUUCAGAACACACCGGCACCUGCCUAUACCUCUUACCACCACAGCUCUGGCAUCCUACCCCCACGCAUAGAUCCACACCCGCUUACACGGGAGGAGGUGGACUCAACCACGGAAAGACAGACAAUCGAAGCGAAAAGACGGAGGCUAGAGAAGGAAGACGCUGUUAGCCGGAAGUUAGGUGGAUGCUGGCGUGGUAGAGGCCCGGUUAGCAAGAAAGGCUGUUUUGGCAGGUCGGGACGAGAAGGAAGAGUUAAGCGUCGAUGGUACUUGGCGAUCUGCACUUCGUUCCUUAUAAUCGUCUUGCUCGCCCUCAUUCUUGCCUUGACACUGACCAGGCAGGGAAGUACAACGCCGGUGCAAUCCCAAUGGCUGAACCUUACCGGCUAUCCCCCCAUGCCAACUGGCAUUGCAACCAUCGCUGGGCCGAAUCUUUAUGAACGAGUCCCCGGCUGCAUUGCCCCAUCUUCACUCUGGAGUUGUGCCCUUCCGAAGGAGCAGCAGUCCGGUAACAAGCCGUACACGGCCGAUGAGCCAAACUUCCGCGUCGAAAUCGAAUUCCGCAAUGGAACCUAUCCGAACAGCACGACGAUCGCCUCACGAUCAUUAGUCUCUGGCCGCUCGUCUGGUACGGAUUCCUCACCAUCACCACCAAGCAUGAAGGACCAAACCUUUCUUGGGAACACCACGGACAAGAACAGCGCCCCCUACGCCGGCGAAGAGACGCCAUUCUUCAUGAGCUUUCUUUCGGCCUCCUCGACAUCUUCCUCUUCUUCCACUCGUCGACGACUCACUCGCAAGAGAGAUGACGCUUUUCCGGACCUCGACUCCCUCAUUCCCUCGCCUGACCUGAACUCUGACGGCACUGCCGCGGCCGCCGAGCUCUACCCCCUCUCGGAAUCGCAACCCAUUCGCCUCUACAACCGUGGGCAAGCCACGGAACACUAUGGAUUCUACACCUACUUCGACCGCUCCAUCUUCCUUUCUUCACUCGCUCCUCUUAAUGGCAGUGGUAUAGACGACGACGCGAACGACAGUGACGGCGGCUCAACAGAGGAGCAAGCCCGCGUGCGCUGCACCUGGGCGCAAACGCGCUUUCUUGUGCAGAUCUGGACUCGAACAACGGAUACAUUGUUGAAGCCGUCAUCAGUGUCCGCGUCCGCAUCCGCCACCCCGACUUCUUCCGCCUCGAGCGCUUCAUCCACCUCUACCUCCUCGUCCGCAACGGACUUCACCCGACCCGGUUCCUUCCCCUACCCUGUGACAAUCACCUUGGACCGGCACGGCGGCGACGCGAAGAAGAAAAUGGUGUACUGCUACGCGAUGAAGGCGGAUGAGAAGGUGAAUUCCACGCUGGUAAAGCUGCAGGUUGAGGAUCGGAGUUAUGGUGGUCAGUUGGUGAAUCCGGCGCCGGGAAUCUUCGACUUUGCGAGUAAUUCGUCUUCCUCUUCGGCCAAUGAGACGAGCUCGGUGUAUGGCGGGGUCGAUGGCGGUACGGGAGGGUGUUCGUGUCAGUGGGUGAAUUGGCUUUCGACAUCUUGA